AUGGACCAGCCAUUAUCGUUUCAGCCAUCCGGUGACCUACAUCUCUCGGGCUACGAGGAUAAACAGCAUGGUACCUUGCUAUUCAGCCAAAACCGACGUUUCGUGCCGCACUCACCGACCUCUAAUAUUACCUCACUGCUGCAAACCUCAUCUUCUCCCCAGACUGAAUCAUCUAUUUCCCAAGGAACUCAGAUGCUGCAGGGGCAAUUGCCUGUAUCUGGCGACGUGUUCCUCGAGAAUCGUUCUAGCCAAAAUCGAAAGAAACAAAAAACAACAACUCCCUCUCCAUCCAAAACACAGAAUCCACAGAAACGUCAGCGUUAUAAGGCAAAGCCGGCCCUAGUCAAAAAACGCGGAGAACUACGAGAUGCUGAAAGCCCAUCAAGUGGAGUUCCGGAAGAUCGCCGUCGUAUACAGGUUCGCCUAGCGCAAAGGGCGUUUCGCUCUCGCCAGCGGGAUGCCAUGGCCGGCCUCAAUAACCGCAUUUCCCAGCUAGAGACCAUCCUGGAUCAAAUGAGCCAUACUGUUCUGUCAUUUAGCGGUCAGCUCGUUCAAUCUGGGGUACUGGCGCCGUACUCUGACUUGACCACCCACCUACAUGAUACGAUAAAGACCUUUCAUGCUUUGGCAUCCGAAGCAAACCCCGACCCCGAGACACAGGUGUCUAAUGCCCCCUCGCAUAGUGAAGACUUGCCUCAAUCUUCAUCUCCCAGGCUCAUAACGACCCCACCAUCCAACAUACCUCCUUCUUUGUCCCUUGAUCGCAGCGGAUCUGAUCAUUUCACCAGUGACAGCUUCCCACAUACCCUCGAAUCACCAGGGAUUUCAGUUAUAGAAUUACCUGGUUUUAUUGAAAGACUGAAUUUGGCAUGUCUCUACCAGGGGAAGUUGGCUUUAUGCGAUCACUCUAUCGGUUUACAUCAUCUUCAAAAACCAUUUGGGUUCCUUUUCAGUAUGAUGAAUCGGGAACGCGCCACGGCUUACUUCAAAGCGAAAUUAGAUGCCCAAGUGAACCAGAGCCCAUUAAAUGGGUGGGCGGAAGUCCCCUUCUUCGCCUUAGGUAGUGCAGGAACCCACUAUCCCCAGCUCUCAUUGCACAACCAGGGGAUAAGCCACUGUUUCCGCGGUUAUCAUGAAUGGGAUAUAGUUAGGGAUCCCUUAUCGCUUGUCUCGCCAGAUAUUCAAGAGCAGCUAAAAGGGGAUUGGUUUGACUUGCAAGACCUGGAGGGAUUCCUCCGGGAGAAAGACGUGAUUCUGAUUUUGCGUUCUGAUGAGCCAAAUCAGGGCUCACCGACGAAGACCACUGUCAACAUCGCACGACUGAUACCAGGUAAUAUGGGAAUCUGCUUAGGUCGCACGCCUGGGUUUCAACGUGAUGAUGUGGAGAAGGCCUUGCAGCAUGCAAAAAUAUCAUGA
Molecule: messenger RNA, 1416 nt
Organism: Penicillium hordei
Lineage: Eukaryota; Fungi; Ascomycota; Eurotiomycetes; Eurotiales; Aspergillaceae
Product: bZIP transcription factor
Exons: 3
Coding region: 1-1416 (471 amino acids)
Biological process (GO): regulation of DNA-templated transcription
Molecular function (GO): DNA-binding transcription factor activity
Source: RefSeq, a predicted model, not a curated record